GCACACGCACGCUGAUAAGUUAAUGGUCCAAUGCCAUGAGAACCAAGGUUUGAUUUAUACAGAUCAGAUCAUAUAUAUGACAUCUCGCACUUUAGGGCUCUUCCUCCCAUUUGACCAGAGUUUAUUUAUAGCAAGUGCCGUUUUCUUCGAGGUGGAUAUGCGGUGGAGAGCCUCGGAGGACUAUUGAUUUUUAAAUUGCUUCCGAAGCCUCGGAGAACACUAUCUGUCUUGAAUCUUCCAUAUUCGGAGUACACGGAUUACACAGUACGGACUGUCUGACCAUUCUAGCGGACCAUGGUUGAGGCCAAUAAUUCUGGACACUAUUGGCGUUUGAAACCUUCCUUCUAAGAUGUCUUGCAGUCAAUGUUUGUGUAUUGACUUCAAGCGAGAACUCCGUCUUUUUCCAUUUGGUGGAUCCGGUACCUGGAUAUGAUAUGACAUCUUGGCGGCUUUUCCCUUUCCGAAUUAAGGCUGGAUGUGACGCUGGAGUUUGGUGAUUGUGCACUAAACGCACUGGUGCGUGUUCAGACUGCCCAAUGACGAGUAGCGAGUUUAACCUCGGCCACGGCUGUAUUAACCUUAGUAUUCAAGAUGACAUGCGAUAGACCUUAACCGCGAAGACCCUGCAGGACGGUCGCCAGAUGGACAGAGGCCUUUGUUAAUAAUGGCAACUUCAGGGGUGGGUGCCAUUCUUGCUCUUAGGUGUGUGGAGUCGGGUUCGAGAGACAACUAUGGACGCAUUCUUCUGCCAGCUGCUCGCCAUAGGCAUACGGAGAUCACACAGCAGCUUUCUCAUUGUUAAGGGCGUCGAUCCAAAUGUAAAAGAGGUCAAGGAUACUACACCCCUUCAUCUCGCCAUGAAGCUUCGAAAUAUCAUCAUGAAGCAGCUUAUUGCCAUAGACGCGGUGGACCCGGAAUGGAAACAUAAUCGCGCGGAUAUGCCUGCUGAUAGUGGUACGAUACCAGUACUUCGAGGCAGCUGAGCUCUUAUUCUCCAUGAGACGCAUGCAGAUUGACCCCGGGUGUUGGGAAGGGACCGAAAAAGUUAUAUAUGGUUACUCUUGAAGGCUAUAGCGAGAUCGUCAAGUCUUUCAAGAUAGCUAAGUAAUGUCACUGGUGUUUAACAGUAGGGGUAUGACCAUUGUGAGUACGAUAUCAGGGCGUGAAAGAGUGAGUGAUGUUCUAGUCCUUACGGAGCACUUUGGACGGUGGGUGCGUGUCCUAGACUGAUAAAGGACGUCUCCUUAAGGCGAGAUCACGUGAGCUCCCCAUGGACAUUUGGAGUCACUCCGACUCGCUCGGAGACAGUGCCAGUUUCAUGCACAACGAGUGCACUAAGUAAUAAAAGAAAAGACAGUGGAUAUGACAUUUGCCCCUCCCUCAAUGGUGGGUGCGAUUCCUAUUGCCCGGGUAAACACCGUUAUUAUGUCCCCACCAGGGUGAAGAUCAGAUCAUAUGGCUUUUCGUUAAUCCAGUUCCGUCCAUUUCCUGUUCGGACAAGUCGCCGGUUUAGUGCUGCUAGUAGUGGUUAUAGCAGGGAAACAUUUCUAUUAUUAAUCACAGAGUUACCUUGCUGGAAAGUCGGUCAGCCAACACAAGGCAAAUUACUGGGUAGUAGUUGCCUCGUCGGAGUUUAUCUUUCAUGGCCAUGGCUCUGCUUCGCCUGUCCGGGAUUAGGGCAAUGCCGUCGUAGCUCGAUGAAGAAAAGAAGAGGGGAUGAAUCCUCCAGAGAAGAUGAUCUCCUCGGAUUAUGCUGAAUUCGGCAAGAUCUUCGCUGUCAGGAUAAUUUCCGCACACUUGGCCCUACAUAUAAU
Messenger RNA from Aspergillus pseudotamarii, 1814 nucleotides. RefSeq lists its product as uncharacterized. Lineage: Eukaryota; Fungi; Ascomycota; Eurotiomycetes; Eurotiales; Aspergillaceae. The record is from RefSeq and is a predicted model, not a curated record. The transcript has a single exon. Bases 732 to 983 code for a protein of 83 amino acids.